GUGCUGGAUAAGCCUUUUGCUUCGUUCUCACUUCCUUCCUCAUCCAAAAAAGAGACCUCCAUUUUCAAUGGCGACAGCAUCAGCUCUCUCUUCACUCUCUUCACUCUCACUCCACACCCGAACCACCUCUUCUCUCAUCUCCUCCUCCUCCAAAAAACCCAUCGUUUCCUUCUCCUCCUUCCUCAACCGCCGCGUCUCAUCUCUCACUCUCGUCAAAGCCUCAUCGAACGAAACCGAAACUUUCUUCUUCGAAGACGAAACACCAGAAGUAACCGCCAAUGUCGUAUUCGACCCACCAAUUGCUCCCGAAGGAUUCGUCGCUCCUCCUUAUUUCGACGAAGGAAGCGACGAGACAGAGGAAGAGAUCGCGACGGCUUUUGAAGAGCUAUACGGUCCUGCGUAUAGUGGUGAGAGUAUGCUUGGGAAAGACAUUUAUGUGAUGGAUUCGAAGCAUAAGAAAAGUACAGGUAUUGGUGGAAAGCUGAAGAAAGAUAAGAUUAGAGAUGGGUUUGAAGAGAGAGUUGUGCAAGUUAGGAGAGUGACUAAGGUUGUUAAAGGUGGGAAGCAAUUGAAGUUUAGAGCUAUUGUUGUUGUUGGUGAUAAGCAGGGGAAUGUUGGUGUUGGUUGUGCUAAGGCUAAAGAAGUUGUUGCUGCUGUUCAGAAAUCUGCCAUUGAUGCUAGGAGAAACAUUGUUCAAGUUCCUAUGACUAAGUACUCCACUUUCCCCCACAGAUCAGAGGGUGAUUAUGGAGCAGCCAAGGUGAUGCUUAGACCGGCUUCACCAGGUACUGGUGUGAUUGCUGGAGGAGCUGUCAGGAUCGUGCUAGAGAUGGCAGGAGUUGAGAAUGCAUUGGGGAAACAGCUCGGAAGCAACAAUGCUCUCAACAAUGCGAGAGCCACUCUUGCGGCAGUGCAACAGAUGAGACAGUUCCGCGAUGUUGCUCAAGAGCGUGGAAUCCCAAUGGAAGAACUCUGGAAGUGAAAACUCAUCUUCGCUUUAACCUUUUCAUCCUCUUUUGUUGAGAUUCUUGUAAAAUCAAGAGGCAUGAUUUGU
Messenger RNA from Arabidopsis arenosa, 1054 nucleotides. The record is from the annotation of a GenBank genome assembly. Lineage: Eukaryota; Viridiplantae; Streptophyta; Magnoliopsida; Brassicales; Brassicaceae.